Molecule: messenger RNA, 5264 nt
Organism: Camellia sinensis
Lineage: Eukaryota; Viridiplantae; Streptophyta; Magnoliopsida; Ericales; Theaceae
Product: protein transport protein SEC16B homolog
Biological process (GO): Golgi organization
Cellular component (GO): ER to Golgi transport vesicle membrane; endoplasmic reticulum exit site
Source: RefSeq, a predicted model, not a curated record
AAAAAAAAAGACGCUUAUUAACAAUGUAAAAACAAAUUUAUUACCAAAAGCGUAAAAUUAAAAAAACUGUAAAUAAAUUAAAAACACAAACGACACACUUGGUGGGUUGUCGAGUGUUUUGGACUUAGAGACCUCUCUCUGGUGCGAAAUCGAGGGCUUGUCUUCUCUCUCUUUCUCUCACAGAGAACACACACUUUCUCUCUCUUCGAUUCGAUUCGCAAAUUGUUUGUCUCGAUCUGUAAGUUAUUCGUUUAAUUUUAUUUUUUGUAUUUGAUGUAUUGAAUUUGUAGCUUAAAUUUGCAGAUUUUAGGUUGUUUUGUGUAAAUUUAUAGUUUUGUAAUUGGGGGAUUGGUGAAAUCCCAGAUCUUGAUUGUUGUAUGCUUCGUUUUUUUCUCGAUUUGAAUUGGGUAAGUUGGAUUUAGUGGUUUUGUUGGGACUUCUGUUUUCGAUCUCGGGUUUUUUGUUACGCUACGAGCUCGAAAUUCGAGGUUUUUGGUGGGUUUGAGGUGAAUUGAGUUGGAUCGGAUAGGGUUAGGGUUCUGUCGAUGGCUUCCAAUCCUCCAUUUCAGGUGGAGGAUCAGACAGAUGAGGAUUUCUUUGAUAAAUUAGUUGAUGAUGAUGAUGAGUACAAGGUCACUCCAUCGGUGUCGCAUAGUUUUGUAGACGGGAAUGAUUCCGAUGAGGCAAAAGCAUUUGCAAAUUUGAGUAUUGCUGAAGAUUUGGGUGGUGAAGGUGGGACUGAAGCUAAGGGGGAAGCAAUUCGUGGAUAUGCUAAUGCCGUGUCGGUGGAUAAGCACGUUGAAGAGAGCUCACUAGUGUCAUCUAAUUCAUUUGAGUUUGAUAGCGUGAUUGAAUCCAAUGGCGUGGUUGUAGGGACAGAGGAGACUCUGGAUUCAACAAUUAGCAAGAUUGAAUCCAAUGGUGCAGUUAUAGGGACAGAGAAGACUUUGGAUUCAACAAUUAGCAAGGUUAAUGGAUCUGCAAGUUCGGGUGUUAAGGAGGUGCAAUGGAAUGCAUUUAACACUGAUUCGAGGCAGAAUGGUAGUAAUGGGUUUGGAUCGUACAUGGAUUUUUUCAGUGAAUUGGGAGAUGGUGUGGUUGAUCCAACUGGCAAGGUGGAGGGUGAUUUUAGUACCGAAUCAAAGAUUGGAUCUGGUAUUGAAGAACUUAAAACUAGUUAUGAUGAUAACAACUACAAUUAUGGGCAAGACCAAGAGAGUCAAGCUCACGGUGCAGCUAUGGGACAAAAUGCAGAUGUGCAGGAUCUAAAUAGUGGUCAAUACUGGGAGAAUCUUUACCCGGGGUGGAAGUAUGAUCCGAUUACUGAGCAAUGGUACCAAGUGGAUGGUUAUGAUGCCACAGGAAAUGUACAAGGAAGCUUUGACUCCAAUUCUGCCAGUGAUUGGGCUGUUUCUGAGGGGAAUUCACAGGUUUCUUACUUACAGAAAACUGCUCAGUCUUUUGUGGGUACUGUACCUGAGAGUGGCACCACAGAGAGUGCCACUAACUGGAAUCAGUUGUCACACGAGAGUGGUACAACUGAGAGUGUCACUAAUUGGAAUCUGGUGUCACGAGAUAGUGGUAGUGUUGAAAGUGUUUCUAAUUGGAAUCAGGUUUCACAAGGGAAUGGUGAGUAUCCAGCACAUAUGGUUUUUGACCCUCAAUACCCUGGUUGGUAUUAUGAUACGAUUGCCCAAGAAUGGCGGUUGUUGGAGACCUACACCUCAUCUGUUCAUUCAACAGUUCACGCUCAUGAUCAGCCAAGUCAAAAUGGGUUUGGAUCAACUGCUACAUUUUCCCAUGAUAAUGAUAAAAACACUUAUGGUGACUAUGAGCAAUCGGAGAAUUACAAGCCUCAAGGCUUUGAUGCCCAAAGCCAAGAAUACAAUUGGACUGGGUCUUUGAGUAAUUACAAUCAGCAAGGUUCGAAUAUGUGGCAACCUGAGGCUGUUACAAAGAGUGAGGCUCCAAUGGAUUUUAGUGGAAACCAGCAAUUGGAGAAUAAUUAUGGUUCAAAUUUUUCCAUGAGCAAUCACGUUGGGCAACAAAAGUCUUAUGAUUCCAGGGGAACAGUUCCAUUUUAUGAGAAAGCAACUCUGGGUCAUAACAACUUUAUGCCAACUAGUUCACAAGGUUUUGUUCCUAGUGGGAAUUUCGGCCAGCAGGUUAAUCACCAAAGCAUUCAGAAGAACGAGCAAAUGCAUGUUUCACACGAUUACUAUGGAAAUCAGAAUUCAGUAAAUUUUUCACCACAACAGUUUCAGAGUGGCCAUCAAUUUUCUUAUGCUCCUAGUGCAGGAAGGUCCUCCGCAGGCCGUCCACCGCAUGCUUUGGUUACUUUUGGGUUUGGUGGAAAACUCAUUGUGAUGAAAGAUAGUAGUUCUCUCAGCACCUCAUCAUAUGCGAGUCAGGGUUCUCCAGGAGGCUCAAUCUCUGUUCUUAACUUGAUGGAAGUUGUCACUGAGGAAAUUGAUGCGUCAAACGUAGGAAUGGGCACUUUUGAUUAUUUCAAUGCGCUGUGCAAACAGUCCUUUCCUGGCCCGUUGGUUGGAGGGAAUGUUGGUAGUAAAGAGUUGAACAAGUGGAUUGAUGAAAGGAUUGCAACUUGUGAGUUGCCUGACAUGGAUUACAGAAAAGGCAAUGUUUUGAGGUUGCUUCUCUCGUUGCUUAAGAUAGCAUGUCAGCAUUAUGGAAAACUCCGGUCUCCUUUUGGUUCUGACACUGCAUUAAGGGAAAGUGAUGUUCCAGAAUCAGCAGUUGCUAGACUUUUUGCAUCUGCCAAGAGGAAUGGUGCACAAUUCAGUGACUAUGGUCCUAUUGCCCACUGCAUACAGAAAUUGCCAUCUGAAGAACAGUUGCAGGCAACUGCUGCUGAGGUACAAAAUCAUCUGGUUUCUGGUAGAAAGAAAGAGGCUUUACAUUAUGCAUGUGAGGGUCAGUUAUGGGGGCCUGCACUAAUUCUUGCUGCUCAACUGGGUGAUCAGUUUUAUGUUGACACUGUGAAGCAAAUGGCACUUCGCCAGCUAGUAGCUGGCACACCUCUGCGGACAUUAUGCCUGCUAAUUGCUGGUCAGCCAGCAGAUGUGUUUUCUACUGGCACCACAUCUGAUAGCAGCAUUCCUGGUGCUUCAGUAAAUAUGUCUCUGCAGCGUGCACAGUAUGGCGCUAAUGGUAUGCUAGAUGAUUGGGAAGAGAAUCUGGCAGUAAUCACUGCUAAUAGAACAAAAGGUGAUGAACUCGUGCUCAUUCAUCUUGGAGAUUGCAUGUGGAAAGAUAGAAGUGAAAUUAUUGGAGCACAUAUUUGCUACUUAGUUGCGGAAGCAAACUUUGAGCCAUAUUCAGACACUGCUAGAUUGUGUCUUAUUGGAGCAGAUCACUGGAAAUUACCUCGAACAUAUGCUAGUCCACAUGCUAUUCAGAGGACAGAGUUAUACGAGUAUUCUAAGGUGCUUGGGAAUCCUCAGUUUAUUCUUCUACCAUUUCAACCAUAUAAGGUUAUAUAUGCACACAUGCUGGCUGAAGUGGGAAAAGUAACAGAGUCAAUGAAGUACUGUCAAGCUGUAUUAAAAUGUCUAAAAACUGGUCGAGCACCCGAAGUGGACACAUGGAAACAACUAAUAUCUUCACUUGAAGAAAGGAUAAAAACUCACCAACAGGGUGGAUACUCCACAAACUUGGAUCCAGCAAAAUUAGUGGGUAAAUUGCUCAAUCUUUUCGAUAGUACUGCUCAUCGUGUUGUUGGGGGCUUGCCUCCACCAGUACCAUCAGCAUCACACAGUGGUGCACCGGCCAAUAAUGAACAUUAUUACCAAACCAUGGGGCCUAGAGUAUCAACUAGUCAAUCAACCAUGGCAAUGUCAUCACUGAUGCCUUCAGCAUCAAUGGAGCGCAUAAAUGAAAAUAGAAUGACAAUGCAUAACAGAAGUGUUUCAGAGCCAGAUUUUGGCAGAACUCCAAGACAGGAUCAGGUAGAUUUAUCGAAGGAAGCUACCUCUUCAAGCUCACUAGGCAAAACAUCAGUCGGGGCAUCCCGCUUUGGGCGUUUCAGUUUUGGUUCACAGAUCUUACAAAAGACUGUGGGGUUAGUCUUAAAGCCCCGUCAGGACAAGCAGGCAAAGUUGGGUGAAGAGAAUAAAUUUUACUAUGAUGAAAAGCUCAAGAGAUGGGUAGAGGAAGGGUCUGACCCCCCUGCUGAAGAAGCUGCACUGCCACCUCCACCAACUGCUGCGCCAUUCCAAAAUGGAAUGUCAAAUUACGACUUGAAAAGUGCAUUAAAAAGUGAAGUGUCUUCCAGUAAUGGAAGCCCAGAUUUUAAAAGCCCUAAUCCUUCGGAUCAUAGUUCAGGAAUUCCGCCUAUUCCUCCUGCCUCAAACCAAUUUUCAGCUCGUGGGCGUACCGGUGUCCGAUCAAGGUAUGUUGACACUUUCAACAAAGGGGCUGGGAAUCAAACAAACUUAUUCCAGUCACCUUCAGUUCCAUCCAUCAAACCUGCUAGUGGUGGCAAUCCAAAAUUUUUCGUUCCCACACCAGUAUCUUCUAGUGAACAGACAUUUGAUACAACGACAGAUAGUACACAAGAAACUACAUCAAUUACUGAAAAUUUCUCAACUCCCACUGCCAAUAACUCAUUCCAAUCUCCCACACCUCCAUCAUCAAUCAUGAUGCAAAGGAUUCCAAGCAUGGGCACCAUGUCAAACAAGGAAACAACAAUGAAUGGUAACGGUUCCCUCUCAUCUCAUUCACGACGAACUGCUUCAUGGGGCAGAAGCUUUAGCGACGACUAUACUCCUCCACAGAAGACUUCUGAACUAAGACCUCUAGGGGAGGUUUUGGGUAUGCCACCAUCGACAUUUAUGCCUAGUGAACCUUCUUCAGGGCACUCGCAAAUGAAUAGUGGCAGUUUUGGGGAUGAUCUUCAUGAAGUAGAGCUUUGAGCCAACCAGGAUGUAAAUAUCAAGUUUUGGUGCUUAUAUUGCUUGGCACAAUCUUACCUUCUUGUCUCUCUCAAUGCAAAAUGGUGGUAGGUGCAGAAUUGGAGUGAAGAGAUCAAGAUAUACUUUUUCUUUUUCCCCUAGUUGUAUGUUGAAAUACAAUUUACUUGAAAUGUUUACUGUACUGUUUAGGGAUAGGUUUUGUUGAAGUUGACACCUUUAAAGAGUUGGUGUUAUUACUACAAAGCAACUAAAGCGUGCGACUGCACCAAUGUACAGUUCAUUUUUUCAUUUAUUCAGUAAAGGAAUGUCCCUUCAAGAAGAUAAAGGAUA